CCCUGCCUGGCAAAGCUGCCCAGUCUCCCGAGAGAAAUACCCGACUCCGCCUUUCACAAACAAGCGGCUCCGUCAGAAGCGACUUGAGCUCCCUCAGCGGCCGCUAGAUGGCGCCGGCGCCCUUGUACCCUGGACUCCAGUGGGAGCGGCGCGUCGUGACGCACGCACGCGCGGUGACGCAGUACGGCGGCCGGGAGAGGCAGGCGGGCGCCGCCGGGGCGGUGUGAUCAUCUCGUCCGGCUGUGGCUGCGCUGGGAGUGAGCGUACUCGCGAUGGAGCCGCUGGAUCGCUGCGCCCGGCCCCUGCGCACCGCCCUGGUGCGGAGCUCGAUGCGGCUAUGGCUGCCCUGGGGCCUGCUGGGCCUCAUGCUGGGCGGCUCCCUCCUGAAGGCGCUGGGGCCGCUGCCCGACUCCUACAUGAGCAGCAAGCGCAACCUGCUCAACAUCUAUUUUGUCAAAUUGGCCUGGGCCUGGACAUUCUGGCUGCUGCUACCCUUCAUUGCCAUCACCAACUACCGUCUCAGCCGAAACGUCCUGGGGACGCUGCGGCGUAUCAGCACCCUGCUGGUGGGCACUGUGGCCUGGUAUGUCUGCACUAGUCUCUUCUUGCACAUAGAGGAUUUCACUGGCAGCUGCUACAAAUCGCCAGCACUUGAUGUGCUGUUCCAGGAGCACCUCAGCAAGUGGCAGUGCCGCCAGGGUGGUGGCUUCUGGCACGGCUUCGACAUCUCAGGGCACUCCUUCCUUCUAACAUACUGUGCCCUGAUGAUUGUGGAGGAGAUGGCUGUGUUGCAUGUCCUGAACACUGAUCGGAGCCCACGAUUACAUGCAGUGGUCAAUGCCCUGUUCGUUGCCUUGAGCUUUCUCACCCUGAUCUGGGUCUGGAUGUUUUUUUGCACUGCUCUAUAUUUCCAUGACUUCUCCCAAAAAUUGUUUGGCACCCUAGUGGGUCUAUCAGCCUGGUAUGGAACAUACAGGUUCUGGUACUUGAAAUCCUUUUCUCCCGGACUUCCUCCCCAAAACACUAGCUUGAGUUCAAAGAAGCCUAAUUGUAGCAGAUAAAAGUUUCUGUGUUUCAGAUUUUGUUUUAAAUACAGGAAUAUUAGUUUGUCCAAUGCUACUUUUUUUUUAAUAGUAAAGAGCAUAUUUAAGGGGAUGGGAAGAAAGGCCAGUAGUCUUUACAGUCUGAUGCCUGGCUUGUGGCUAUGAUAUGGUUCCUGGUGAGCAAAUGUUGAUAUCACAGAACUGCCUACCGUGAUUGGGUAUAAUUGGCCACCUAACUGAAAUCUGAGCAGAGAGGCCAAGGGUUGGAUCCCACCUGGAGACUGAAUUAUCUUCUCCCUUCCUGUGGGUCUUGCUGGGGCAAGCUUGAGGCCCAUUGGCGAGGUGCUGUAAGGAAAGCCUGCACUACUGCCUGUGCUCUCUCUACCUGUUCUGUCGAUAAACAGAGGAUCCAGGAUUGACAGAGGUCUUCAGUCUUUAGGGCUGUCAAACCAACACCUUUCACUGAUCUGAAAUUCAUCGUUCUCUUCCCCACCCCCAUCUUUUUUUAAGAUAAAAUAUUUCAUAUGGUCCAAAUCUUGUGCUAGGUUUUAAGUCUGACUUUUUGAACACUAGUAGUAAACUUUACAAAUGUGCCUGGGGCAGUGUAAUGGUGCUAACUAUUGCAACAGACUUUUAAUUGGCAAUCAAAAUGCACUUAUUAAAGCAGAAUGGAGCUGGGUUGUGAAGCCUCACAUUCUCAGACUGUUAAAUACUUUCACAUCCCAUAAAUCUUAAUUGGCCAUCUGUAUAUUCAGCAACGAGAAGAGAGACUUUGUUUUUUGAGACCCAGAGUCUAAUGUUGGGUCAUAGCUUUAAAUUGACUGCUACUCUCAAUCUUUGAAAAUGAAUUCCUAAAAAAUAAGUUUUAUUGCUUCAGUUGAUUUUUAAAAAAAUAGAUUUGUCCCUUUAUUUUUAACACUAAUUGUAAAAAUAGCAAGGUGGUAUGUUUUGUUAAAAUGUAAUAAUAAGACGACUCCUCCCAAUUCUCUGUUAAUUGGCUUGUACAAAAAUGUUAAUGAUUUAAAAGAUUUUUUUUUCAGAUGUUAUAAGUUGCAAAUUUUGUAUUUGCAAUAAAAAAGCUCUGUUUGAUGUGUACCUUUCAGACGCCCUGCGGAUUUCUGGCCUCAUGUAACAAGUGCACUGACUGGACCCACUGUAUCUUGAAUCAUUCUGUUUAUUGGGGAUUGUCUGUAAUACAGUGUUUACCAAGGGUACUAUAGCAAUAUGCUUAAAGAAAUAUUUAUUCUUACCUUUUUGUUGGCAUCAAUAAGCUAUUUUAAUUGCAUACUAAGCUGUGGCAAAAAGUGGUAGCCAGUCAAACCCUAUUAUGAUGUACAGAUUGGGACGUCUCUGUUCUGUCCUUCAUGUGAGAUAGACAUUUAGCAUAAUUUUUAGUUUAAAGAAGUUUUAUCUUGUUUUACAAAAGGCUUAUUCAUGUCAGGGUAGACAAACCAAAAUCAGUUUUACAGCAGUAGUAGUGAGUCCAGCAGGCUAUCAAAAGCUUUUCGUAGCUCAUCUGUAUGUCUGCUAAACUGUAGCUAGUUCUAAUAGCACAGUAAUGGACCUAAUUUUCUACAUUACUUGAUUCUGAGGCUAGGUCUACACUACGGGGGGGGGGUCGACCUAAGAUACGCAACUUCAGGUACGUGAAUAGCGUAGCUGAAGUUGCGUAUUUUAGGUCGACUUACCUGGCUGUGAGGACGGCAGCGAGUCGACCGCAGCUGCGCCGCCUUCGACUCCGCUUCCGCCUCUUGCCGCGGUGGAUUUCUGAAGUUGACAGCAGAGCCAUCGGGGAUCGAUUUUAUCGCGUCUUCACUAGGCGGUAAGUCGAUCCCCAAUAGAUCGAUUGCUACCCGCCGAUCCGGCGGGUAGUGAAGACAUGCCCUGAGUUAAGUGUUUUGCUGCCUUUAGGACAAGGGGUUCCAUACCCUGAUCUUAAUACGUUCAUUUUGCCACCUUAAUACUUCUUUCCUAGCCAGAGAAGGAGACAGUCCUGCACAUACAAACAGGUUCAUUUCUCAUUUGGGGCCUGAUCCUUUGAAAUGCGGACGUCCUUCUGUUCCCUUUGAAUCAAGUGAUGGUUGAGGGUACUCGGGAGCUCCCAGAAGGCACAAAGCAGAUCUCAGGAUCAGGCUGUCUGAUGAGAGUUAGGUUUGAAUUUUGGGUUGUUCUUUGGGUAUGUCUACGCUUGGAGCCAGAGAUGUAAUGUCCAGCUCCAGGAGACAUAUCUGCAGUAGCUCUGUUCAAACUAUCACACUAAAAAAAGAAGUGUCGGCACGGUGGUGGGAGGUGGCAGCAACCCUGAGUACGAUCCUGUCCAAGACUCAUACGUACUCAGGUGGCUAGCUCAACAUGCUGCCGCGGCUACACGCCAUUUUUAGUGUACUAGAUCAAUCUGAGAUAAUGCAGAUAUAUCUCUUCAAGCUGGAAAUUACACCUCCAGUUCAAAUUGUAGACAUAUCCGUUGUGUCAAACCACCUUUCAGCUGCUUUAUCGGUCGCCUUGUCUACAUGACAAAGUUGCAUCAGUUUAACUUAAAUCAGUAUUUAAACCGAUAUAGUUAAACUAAUGUGAAACCCUGUGUGGACACUCUUAUUUUGGGUUAGCUUAAACCUGUUCCCAGUAGAUUUAAACAAAACUGCUAAAAGCCCAGAGUCUUGGGCAGACACACCCCAAGAUCCUGUUCUUUCCUGAACUAAUAUUUAUAUUGAUUUUAUAUUCCUUUAUACUGACAUGAAAGGCCACAAAUGGGUUAUAUCAGUUUUACUAUAUCUGUUUAAAUUAUGGGGUGCAACGUUCCCAUGUAGAUAAGGCCUGAAUAGAACCCCAGUAUUAUUAAAAACUAUGCAGUUAAACUGACAGGCUUUUAAAGCUUAAGUUAAAGUUAGCUUCCCCUCUGGAAAACACUAUUUUUGUGCAAUCUGUGUUUACAAAUACUUCCAUUCACCUAACCAGUGUGUCAUAGUAACUGUUUAUUAUUAUUAUUAUUAUUAUUAUUACUAUUAUUAAAAUUAAUAGCAUAGGAUAUGGAAAUGCUUGAAACUUUCCUGUAACCUCAAUGCUAGUAUGUUAGACAAAUGUAACUGAUCAAAUUCACCUAGGGGACUUACAAGGGGUUGUGUAGUUAAGGUUCAGUUUCUGGAGCCUCUAAAGAUAAAUUAAGGGCCCACUGCUGCUACUUGUGCCCAUGUAGUUAAUGGGACUACUUGCAUGAGUAAGGACUACUCUGGUGAUCAAGUAUUGCAGGAUAAGACUUAAAUUUGUCAUUGAGAAUUCCAAUGGUUUUUGGACAGUAGGGCCCAAAUUUUCAAAAAUACGAGGUAUGAAAAUGUAUGAGCAAAAUGAGCGUUCUAACGUGUGUCCACUGUGCAGACUGAUUGUGUAAUUGUCUACACAUAAAUACCCAUUUGAGCAAACUAUCUUAGUAAUACAGCUGCACUUUGUGCGCCUAGAGUGAAAACUUGGCCCCAUUGAAGUCAAUGGCAAAACUUCCACUGUGGGGCCUGGAUUUCAUUCCUAAUGUGUUUGGAAAUCUCGCGGGUAGGUGGCCAGUCUCAGUACAGAGGCCACACGUUUACCGUUGACUUGAAGAGUUCACUUGCUGUGUUCAGACAUUGGAACUUUUCUUUUGUGCAUUUUGAUCAUACCACAGGCAGAUGAUCCCGUCCUUUUCAUUUUCAGUGUUAAUCUAAUAGCUGUCUGUGGAAUUCAACGGCAGAAAAUCUUCUGUCCACGUAUUUUUUCUCUUUAUUUAUUUAGUUUAUAUUUACCACUGGAAUGAAAAUCCAGUCCCUCCACAUCAGGGGUAAAUUUGCAGCAGAGAAGAAACCUCCACUCUAAACAGCUGGAUUUGAUGUGGAUUGUUGCCAAGUGGACAGAUCUUUUCUUUGAACUUGCUGGAAAUACAUUUGGAAUUUGCCUGCGUUUUAAAAACUAAAACCUGGAAAAAGUAUUUGAGAGGACAAUAUUCAAAUCUUAUAGUCGAUGUUGAUAUGAAGCAAUUGUAAUCAUGAAAUUAUAACUCAUAACAGCCUUGUUUGACUUCCUGAAUUAAAGUCUCUUGCCUACAUUCA
This is a messenger RNA of Malaclemys terrapin pileata, 5116 nucleotides long. It is a transcript of the gene FITM2, whose product is annotated as fat storage inducing transmembrane protein 2. Lineage: Eukaryota; Metazoa; Chordata; Testudines; Emydidae. Gene Ontology annotation, biological process: lipid droplet organization; lipid storage; phospholipid biosynthetic process. Gene Ontology annotation, cellular component: endoplasmic reticulum membrane. The record is from RefSeq and is a predicted model, not a curated record. The coding region runs from base 273 to 1061 and encodes 262 amino acids. The transcript has 2 exons.